Wyeomyia smithii (pitcher-plant mosquito) is the source of this 5380-nucleotide messenger RNA. It is a transcript of the gene scny, whose product is annotated as ubiquitin carboxyl-terminal hydrolase 36. Gene Ontology annotation, cellular component: nucleus; cytosol. Gene Ontology annotation, molecular function: cysteine-type endopeptidase activity; cysteine-type deubiquitinase activity. The transcript is spliced from 4 exons. Lineage: Eukaryota; Metazoa; Arthropoda; Insecta; Diptera; Culicidae. The record is from RefSeq and is a predicted model, not a curated record. Gene Ontology annotation, biological process: regulation of apoptotic process; protein deubiquitination. Bases 526 to 3876 code for a protein of 1116 amino acids.
AUACAUGUGCGUUUUCGGUCCCGCUAGUGUUUCCGUGCCCAUUGACCGUCAGAAAAAAAAAGAACCGAACAGGGGAAAUCUGACCGAAUUUCGGUGGUAAAUAUUUACAUUUUCGCAACCAAAAUAUGUGAAAAGUGUGCCCGAAAAAGCGCCCGACACAAUCAGCAUGGAAUUACCGCGCGAAAGAUGAAAUUUGAUGGUUAAAAUUCGAUUUGAAAAUUAGUGAAUCUGCUCGUCUGUCUGGUUUUGCUGCGGUUCCAUUUUGGCAGACCGAGCAGAAAGCAUUCGUCGUAUGUGCUUGUGUGCGUGCUUGUGCAAACAGAAGGAAGGAAAAGUACCGUGGCCUUCCCGAUACUCGUUUCUCGAAAAGGGCUCUCGAGCGGGAAUUUGUAAUAUUUUUUUUUAUUUGAAACAUUAAAUUAACAAAUUAGUGCCGAAAGUAUCGCAUUGAAAACAAACCUCCACAGAAGGGAAAGUGCGCUGUGAGGGGUUUUUGCGACUCGUUUAUUGGUUAUCAAGUUUCUCAUGCCAGUACAAAUGGUUUGCGACUCAACGUCGUUAGUGAGUGCGGCGCUCCGUGACUCGCUAGGCUCGUCCUCUACUUCUAACAGCAGCGGAGUAGGUUCCGUAUCUGGCAGCAACGGCAAUGGCCAAUCAUCGUCUCUAUUCAGUGCAGGUUCGUCAAACAGCUCCGGUUUCCUUGAGCCAGAGGAGGAAAGUAUCGACCGCAUAGAGAACUCCCUAACGGCUGCUAUCCGCCGGAACCAGUUCCGUCCCAUUCGCUACGAGGAGGUUCCAAACUGUAACAACGACCUGGACAGCCUCAAAUCCAAAUAUACCGUGCUGAAAACCACCGCCAGUAGCAAUGCUAUCAACGACGUAUCUGCGGGUGUUUGUGGGGCUGGAUCGACUAACGGAAGCGCCACCAAUACCAACGGACUGCUGAUGAAUGGCGGUAUCCACUCGACGAUGACGACCAAAGCGGCCACUGCUGACGCCUCCAGCAACGGUGGCGGCGGCAUCAGUCAGCAAAAUGGUAGUUCGGGUGGCAGUGCCAAGGACCAGUUGCCAACGCCGAAACGAGUCCUUUACCCGAGAGACUGCGUCCAGCUCGGCUGGAAAGCCAGCGGUAGGAAGUGGCAAACCGGAGCGGGUAUGAUAAACGUCGGCAACACGUGCUAUCUGAACUCCACCCUGCAGGCCCUGUUCCACGUUCCGGCCAUCGCUAACUGGCUCAUCUCGGACAGCAGCCACCGUGAGCGUUGUGAUGAUAGAAACGAUGGAUGCAUCAUCUGUGCAAUGGCAAAGACGCUUAUGGCUUCCCAGGGCAAUCAGGGAGCCAUCAAACCGUAUCUGGUUUACUCCAAACUACGGCUGGUCUGCAAACAUCUAGUUCCUGGUCGUCAAGAAGACGCCCACGAGUUUCUGCGCUACCUAAUGGAAGCUAUGGAAAAGAGCUUUCUUUCUCGGUUCGAUAAGAGCAAGGAACUCGAUCAGUACAGCAAGGAAACGACACCGCUAAAUCAGAUACUCGGCGGCUAUCUCCGGUCGGAGGUAAAGUGCCUAUCCUGCCAGCACACCUCGACGACAUUUCAACACUUUGAAGAUCUGCUGUUGGACAUCAGAAAGGCGAACUCCAUUGAGGAAGCACUUGAUGUGUACUUUGCUCGGGAAAGAUUAGAGGAGAUGCAAUACAGGUGUGAGGCUUGUAAGAAGCGGGUAGCCGCCACGAAGCAGUUCUCUCUGGAAAGAGCACCGUUCGUACUUUGCAUUCAGUUGAAGCGGUUUUCAAUGUUGGGUGGAAAAAUUAACAAGCAUGUGGAGUUGAGAAAUCGGCUAGAUCUUACGCCCUACUCAUCCAAAUCGGCAACUUCUAGCGGAAAGUUGACCUAUAAACUGGUGUCAAUGGUCACCCAUCUAGGAAAUACGCAACACUGCGGCCACUACACCGCCAUUGGUAGCACAGAAAGCGGCACUUACUACGUGUUCGAUGACAGUUCUGUAAGAUCAAUCUCGAUGCAGAACGUCACCAGCACCAACGCUUACAUUAUAUUCUACGAGCUGGAAAGUGUUCAGAACGGUAUAAAAACUAGUGCUAGUAGCACUGCCACGUUGGCAUCUUUUGCCAACGCCACUGGGAGUUCGCCCAGAAAGAUUGGAAACGGUGGUUCAUCAACGGGUGGAACCUUCACUACUAACUCGUCGCCCCUCCGACUUAUUGGGUCUAGCGGCAACUCUAACCACAACCCUCUUUUCCCGAGCAAGCUGGAAAACCGGACGGGCUUUAUUGGUCCAGUGUUGCCCCAACAGACGCAACCGAAACCGAAAAAGUUGGCUAACGGGUUGAGCAACAACCAUCACAAUUCAAUGAAUGAAAAGGAAGGGGAAAUAAUGGUUUCAUCCACCACUGCCAGACUUUCGCCAGUUUCAUCAACCACGUCUUCACUGUCCAGUCCAUCACCGAAUAAAAACCCUACCCCGAAUAGUCCAUCCAGCAGCAAGUUGGUGAAAAAUCCCCUCAAUCAAAACCCUGUCAGCGUUAAAAACAAAUUCGGCAUGACAAUUACCACCUCAAACUCGGCCUCUGACGUCAGCAAUGGUAUUAACGGUACCAACAUCAGCUUUAAAUCUUCUUCCACAUCUUCAUCUUCUACUGCCUGUCCUUCUUCCUCGUCAUCUGCUUUACCAUCAAUGCCUAAACUUUGUAACAGUCCUGCAGCCACGAAGAGUGCUAGUACUGGGGAAAAGUCCUUCGAAGGAACGAACUCUACCGCCAACGGUACGCUCAAGAGUGUUACUUACCCAGCCACGACGUCCACCGGCGAGAAAAACAGCUACGUCAACGGUCUCAGCAGCAGCAAAGCGGUCAGUCUAGUUCCCUACGAUGCCGACGAUGAUGAAGACGAUGACGAAGGGGACGAUUCCUACGGUGGUAAUAAUGCCAAUAGGCUGGCUAAACGUCAUACUACCCAGCAGAAUAAUGACAGUGAGGAGGAUACCGAACGGGCCCUUCUAGGGCCGGUUGGAAACAAAAAGCUCCCUGAAUCCCCCGAAGAGGAAGAAUCGUCUCGUUCGCCCAAGUCACCUCCAGUUAUCAAAACGAAAACCGGCCUCUGGAAAGUGAGUGAUAAUAAUGUUCCAACUAGCAGCAGUAGCAGCAGCAGUGCAAAUAGUAGUAAGAGUGCAUCCCCUUCGACGUCUGGAAAUUCGUCCCCAGCAAACUACAGCCACGCCAAUGGCUCGAGCGGUGGUCCCUUGGCGUCUGGUUAUCAAUCCAGUAACUCUGGCAAUGGUGGUCGUCAGUCGAACGGGUUCAAUGGUUAUAACGGCGGUUAUAACCGAAGCAACGACGUCGUAGAUCAACUGCAAAAGUUCUCACACCGUGGUUACGGAGCACCAGUCCGUAGCUGGAAUGGUCAACAGACCAACAUGGAGCGUGAACUGAUGAACGAGCGGCGCGAAGAUCGGAAACGACAGGUGGAAGAUGACCGCGAGACGGAAAUGGAUCGUGGUCGCGUAAAGAAAGUAAAAACACACUACUAUCCACGUGACCAGCGUGAUAGCCAAAUACAAAACCCCUUCCAAAGCUACCAAAAUCAGCAGAUGAAUGGUGGUGGAGGAGGAGGAGGCAACAAUCGGAACAAGUGGAAUAACCACUGCAAUGGAUUCGGUGGUGGGAGCAAAUACGGGAACGGUGGUGGUAGUCAACAAUUUCAGCACAGAAACUACCACAACAACUACCAAAAUGGGCGCAACUAUCAGUCGGGGGGGUUUCGAAAUGGUGGGCGCCACGGCGGUCGCAAUGGGUUUUAUAAUAAGUCGAAUCAUCAUCAUCAGCGUGAUAAUGGCAGUGGCAAUGGCUUUUAUAACCGAUAGGCGGUUUCUACAACAACGACUCCGACAACGAAAGGAGUGUAAAUCAAUGUUGUUGUUGUUGCAGGACACUGCCGCACUGGAUUAGAAGAUAUGCAUUAUUCCCGUUGCUUCGACUGUGAGAACGGAGGAAAGACAAUGCUAAACAACACGAGAGAAGAAAAGAUUUUUAUCGAAUCAAAUUUUACUUUUAGUCAUAGUUCCUUUCCCCCUCCGACUGCUGCUAACUAUGUUUUGUUGUAUAAAUGUGUAAUUAAGUGAGAGCCUUUAAAAGGGGAAUAAACGCGAGUGAUUUUUUUUCUCUGUUGACGACAAAAGCAACUAUUCUUAUCCCAAGUUCCAAAAUAACCAGAUAACGCAUUUUUUUACAUUUGCUCUAGUGAUAAUCUGGAUUGAGUUGUUUUUUUUUAUAGAGUUGGUGCACACUGUUUGCGUUUAGCUUCCGCAAUGAAUAAAUCAGAAACUAUUACAAUGAGCCGAACUUGUACAUAGACUAGGAUCGAUAAUGCUUUUUUAUUUGGAACCAGAACUAUGCUGUCAAACAUGGAGGGAUAAUAAUAAUUGAAGAAACAUGUAAAUAGGUUAAAUAACUUUCACACAGAAAAGGAAGAUGAGAAAAUACCUCUUGGAACAAGUUAUCUUGGGGAAGACAAAAUAAGAUGAAAAAUACAUUUAUACCUGCAACUGCUGAAACAAUUUAUUGAAAGUAGGCUAAACAUUAGCAAUUAUUACGUCAUAUAUCGUACACAUACCUACAAAUCUUAACCGAAGUAGUGAUUAAUCGAAAUUUGCAGUUACUGUCACGUUGCUAGGAGUCCUUUCUAUUGAUUGGCCACUGUUGAAACUCCGUUCCGUUCUUUUGCAAACCACUGUUUACAAUCCAGAAUGGGAAUGCAAAUAUCGGUUUUUCCCUUUUUGCGCGGUUUUUUUCCUACGAUUCUCAAGCAGUGAUCAGGUGUUUAAACAAAUAAAAAUGUUUCAUGCAAACUACGUUUCCAAAAGACUAACUGCAUCCACGCAUAUGAAGUAUAAACCAUGUAAAAAAUGUGUCCACAUCAAGAUUAACUUUAUAUACAAACUAGGAUAUUUGAUGAUGAUCACAACAGCCAGUAAUUAAUCAGCGGUAAAAGUGCCACAAAACUGACCCGAAGCUACUGGCGCAGGGAAUUAAACAGAUUUAAAAAUCUAACAACAUUAACAACGCGCGCCGAAGUGAUUUGCCGCCAAAAAUUAUAGCGGGAAACCUACGGUUCAAAUGCGCCUUGAACAUGGAACAGAGGAAAGAAACUAGAAACACUGUAAAUAGGCUAUCUAAUAAAUUAUAUAUAAACCUACCUUCAUUGUCAUGGAAUUCGGCGAAACAAUAAAAACCGAUGGAUAGUCGAUGCUUGGAAAAGCGAACGACAGAAAAGCAUUGCUUGAAGAUUGAUUGUAAAAUAUUACGUAAGUUGAUUAAUAAAAAAAUAUAUAUAUAAGUUAGUUAUCAUACUGAGAAGAAAAACGGAAA